Molecule: messenger RNA, 462 nt
Organism: Eimeria tenella
Lineage: Eukaryota; Apicomplexa; Conoidasida; Eucoccidiorida; Eimeriidae
Exons: 2
Coding region: 1-462 (153 amino acids)
Source: RefSeq, a predicted model, not a curated record
AUGGGUUGCGUUUCCAGCAAGCAGGGAGCUACCCCUGCACAGAGGCAGCCCUCUGCUCCCGCAGCAGCUGCUGCUCCCGCAGCAGCACCUGCAGCGCCGGCUGCAGCACAUGCUUCUGCAGCUGAAGCCGACAAGAAAGCCGCCGCUGCAACAGAAGCAGCUGCUGCUGAUGCAGCAGCAGCAGGUAAGUCGGCUGCCGCUGCUGAGAAGGAGAUAGCGGGCGCAGCAGCAGCAGAACCAGCUGCUGCUGCUGAGGGAGCAGCAGCAGCAGCAAAACCUGAAAACAAGCAAAUCAGCGUGGAGCUGUCUGCGCCACCCCCACUAAAGAGCCCCCCUCCUCCUCCCCAGCCCAAGGCGUCGUUGCCUGCUGCUGGUGACGCAGCAGCAGCAGCAGACGCACCAGCACCAGCAGCAGCAGACGCAGCAGCACCAGCAGAAGCCGAGAAGCCUGCCGAAGCCUGA